UGGUAUAGUGAAAUGAUGAUGAGGUUCGCACUUUGAGGUAGGUUCAGCGGAAUAGGUAGUUGUGGCUUUGGGUGUACAAAUUGCAAUAUUCCGUGAAGUGCAGCCUCCGGCGAAGCUCCGAUGCAUUUCUGGAUCGACAAACGCCAGUGCGCUUACAGCGGCCGCCACCGCGUACCAUCCUCUUUGUCAGCCGGCGUGGGGAGGUCUCGUGGGCGCGUAUGCGCGGCUGCGGGGCGUAAGGGCAUGGCGGCGCCGGUGCACCGCUUCGCACCCGUCGACUGCGGGCCGCGCCGAUCACGUCCGCUCCGCCACUAUGGACCUCCGCCAAUGCCAGCGGUGCACUCGAGCAGACGUCAGAACGAAGAAAACAGCCUUUAUGUGGAGAUCCCACCUGAGCCUCCUCAACCGACGAUAGCCAGCCUCGCCGCCGCGCGUAGCGUAACUCCCGACACUCUACUGAGGACCGCAGCCCUGGGGCUCCACCAUUCCCCCAUGAUGGCACCACACCUGAAGUUUGGUAUGCUGGUGUCCUUUGCUCUCGCCACUGUGUUCUUAGCUGGAGCUAAAUACUAUUUCGAUAGACAGCUGGUGCGCGGCGCGGCGCCGGCGGGCGGCGAGCUGGGCGUGGGCGUGCUGUGCGCCGCCGUGGCCUGCGUAAGCUGCGUGGGCUGCGCGCUGGCCGUGUGCCGCGCGCGCCCCGGCCCGCCGCCGCGCACGCCCGAGCGCGUGUCCUCCACCGCGCGCCGCCCGCUGCCGCGCACGCCCGUGCGCAGCGCCGACGCCCGGGAGGUGACAGUAUCGGAGCCCACCGAAGACAUAACCCUGACGAUACUCAGUCGGCCCGAACGUGACCCCAUAGUGCCACAAACCAUAGCCACGACCGGGGCAGGCUCGGAAGCCCCGCCGCCCUACCACAUCGCUGUACUGCUACCUACUCGGGCUUCCUCCCCGCCCCCACCAGCCUACUCAGCGCUUAGCUAGCCUUCGGCCUUCACAGCACCGGAGCUCAUCAUAUAAUGGGCUGUUACCGUGCUGUUGUGAAAAGUGAAGUGAAGUGAAGUGAAAGUGUGGAUAUACCCUUAUAAUUAUGUGUGGAGAGUACUAUUUACGGCCUCAUAAAAUUAUUUUAUCCAAAGUGAAAUUAAUCAGAAAUGAUUCUUCUUCAACUAAUAUAUGUAUGUUUUUUUUUACACAUUCAAAUUUGCGAAGUAGCUGUAUAUCAGCGAAGUGAUGACCAUUAGUAUCCUGUUAAUACCGGUUUCUAACAAAGUUUAUUAUCCACGGAGAUACAAAAUAGGCUGGGCCUGGAGCUUAAACUCGCCACACUGCUCUAAUGCUGGUUGAUGGGCUAAGUUUAAGGAGUCAAGUUGGAGAUUAUAUUGAAACUAAGAACAUAUUUUUUUGGUUUUUUCACCGUUCUGCAGAUUGCAAAGGA
Pararge aegeria (speckled wood butterfly) is the source of this 1435-nucleotide messenger RNA. RefSeq lists its product as uncharacterized. The transcript has 5 exons. The record is from RefSeq and is a predicted model, not a curated record. NCBI's taxonomy places the organism in Eukaryota, Metazoa, Arthropoda, Insecta, Lepidoptera, Nymphalidae. Bases 121 to 981 code for a protein of 286 amino acids.